AAUUUACAUAGUUAAUUAAAUCAAUUAGACGAUGCAUUUUCAUCAGUGACUCUUGAUACCUCUACGUAAUAAAGGGGCCUAAAUAAUGUUACCUCCUAGUGCUCCUUCUAGUGAAACUACAUUUUUCCAAGUUGAGGACGAACCUGAUAGUCCUCCUUCUUACCAUGAAGCGAUUAACAUGAAACCAAUUUCGCAUCAUAAUACCUUCGUACAAAAUUCAACUAAUUACGGUGCGUGUCCGAUUCCGGAUCCACCACCUUAUAGCCCGUGCCCUUCGCAAAUUGGAAAAGUCACUCAAUCUGGGAUGCCUUUCAAUUCUGCAUCACCAAACGUUCUUCCGGUGGCAACUUCAGUUCGGAAAAAAUAUGCCGCAUACGGAUUUUGUGUAUUCUUUUUAAUUAUUGUCAUGAUUGCUGCAUACUUAGGGAAACAGAGUGGGAAACACAAUUAUCAUAAUCGCCAUAACUAUGAUUGGAAUUUUUAACAUCUACCUACUAUUUUAUUUAGAUUAUUAAUCCAUUAUGGCUGUGCAUAGAUGUUAUUGAAACUUUGCGGUGGCGCUUUAGGUAAUGUCAAAGAGAAUGUUGAUAUUGAUGAUGACCAAUUAAUGAAUGACUUACCAAAAGGUAAAACAUAAAAGGGUACUAAACAUAAAUAUACUGAAACCAACACUAGCAUAAUAGAGGACAGUAUAGGUACCGGCUAUCAAUUUUCAAAACGAGUAUUUUCCCAUAUUAUCAGUAUAGUGUUGAGUCUCUUUAGUAUUUUUUGGUACCACUAAUAACGGGCGAUCAAAAAUGAGUUGCUGUCGAGUCGCCUUUGGAAGUUCAAGUUAAGUACGAUUUCCCAUGUAAACAAAAAUUCCAAAGGCGACUCGACAGCAACUCAUUUUUGAUCGCAUGAUAGUAUCCCUACGUAUUUAUAGUACUUAUCAAUGUAUGAUUUAUCUUUUACAUGUCAUUAUUUCUAAUGAUAAUAACCUACAUACGUUAAAAAUAUUUCUCUUUUAUUGUAUGAUUCUGUAUCGAUAUAUUUUUUUUUCAUAAAAGCACUACCUAUA
Messenger RNA from Photinus pyralis (common eastern firefly), 1060 nucleotides. RefSeq lists its product as uncharacterized. Bases 86 to 484 code for a protein of 132 amino acids. The transcript is spliced from 2 exons. The record is from RefSeq and is a predicted model, not a curated record. NCBI's taxonomy places the organism in Eukaryota, Metazoa, Arthropoda, Insecta, Coleoptera, Lampyridae.